UGCACCAAACAUCAAGGAGAGAAACGAAAUACUCAUGUGAUUUGUUUUGUUACUUGCACCACCUUCAACUAUUAUAAACCUUUAUUUGCUCACACAAAACAACACAAACAAAAAGCCCAUAUCUUCACCACAUAAAACCCCAAUAUUAAUAACUUCCCACGCCCAAAGGACUCAGUGAUCGAGUCAUAAUAACAAUGGCAACAUCUACAUCUACUAGACAAUGGGUCUGCUUAGCCAUCUUAGCCCUCCUCGGCUCAACCCUAGCUAUGGCUCACAUGGUCAAGCCUACUAAAGUAGCUGAUUUGGAUCAUGAAGAAAAGCCACCUAAACCUGCCAGAUUACGUAAGCUCCAGAUGGACGGUAGCGGUGAAGAUGAAAGCUUACGGAUGGAUGAUGGAAAUGGUGCCCAGGCUAGCGGCUGCGACGGCCGCCAGGCUCAAGCGACCACCCCUGGUUGGGAGGAAGGUGGAGGAGGAAUCUAUGGAGGAGGCCACGGUAGUGGCGGUGCCACCUUUGGGUUUCAUAAGAUUAACCCGUUUCCGGCAUUCCCGUUUGGGGCUUUUGUGCCGGAGGUGUCCUCAUGGGGGGAAGGAGGUGGCUAUGGUGGUGGAUCAAAUGCCAAAUCAGGUACAGGUAGAGGUGUACAGUGUCAUUGUUCAAAUGGAUAUGCGAUGCAGUACACUAUGAGCCCCAUCAACUUUCCACCCAUGGCCAUGGAUCCCACCAUGAGAAGGACCGAUCCCGAAGACAUGGCUCCAACCUCAUCACCCUAAAAACCUUUUCUUUUUUAUGAUAUCACUGACUAUUGUAUUUUCUGUCUUUACUCAAUUUAUCAUCUUCCUAUAAAUAAAAAGUAUUAGGUAUGUCGCAUUUAUUUUGCUUCUUUUGUCUACUUUCGGAGACCAAAUCAAGUCACAAAAGUAUGACUAUGAUGUAAAUUUUUUAAGCACACUUACACUAAUUUUCAAUUUAGUCAAC
Molecule: messenger RNA, 978 nt
Organism: Lactuca saligna
Lineage: Eukaryota; Viridiplantae; Streptophyta; Magnoliopsida; Asterales; Asteraceae
Source: the annotation of a GenBank genome assembly